Molecule: messenger RNA, 2671 nt
Organism: Sinocyclocheilus anshuiensis
Lineage: Eukaryota; Metazoa; Chordata; Actinopteri; Cypriniformes; Cyprinidae
Product: isotocin receptor-like
Exons: 2
Coding region: 231-1403 (390 amino acids)
Biological process (GO): G protein-coupled receptor signaling pathway; cellular response to hormone stimulus; positive regulation of vasoconstriction
Cellular component (GO): plasma membrane
Molecular function (GO): peptide binding; vasopressin receptor activity; oxytocin receptor activity
Source: RefSeq, a predicted model, not a curated record
AAUGUGAUGUACCAAAAAAAAAAAAUCCAUGCUUAUUGUGUUUAUAGUUCACAGUGAAGGUUGAACACAGCUGAGGGAUCACCACCAAGCAGCAAAGGACUUUCUUUCCCUGUUCCUGGAGAUCCUUGUCGUGCCACCUGUUAAGUGACUAUGCACAGGCUGAUUAUGUGCGAGGAAAACUAAUCAGUUCUUUUACAUUUGUGGAGAAGUAGGUGCGCGCUUUUGGCACCAUGGAGGACAUCUUCAAGGAUCAAGACUUAUGGUCUUUCAAUGAGUCAUCUAGAAACUCCAGCGUCAACAAUGAAACUUACGGCGUGAACCAGACGGUGAACCCGCUGAAGCGGAAUGAAGAAGUGGCAAAAGUGGAAGUUACUGUAUUGGCCUUGGUGCUCUUCUUGGCACUCGCUGGUAACCUUUGCGUCCUUGUUGCAAUUCACACGACCAAGCACAGUCAAUCUCGCAUGUAUUACUUCAUGAAGCACCUCAGCAUUGCAGAUCUGGUCGUGGCUGUCUUCCAGGUACUUCCUCAACUCAUCUGGGACAUCACGUUUCGCUUUUAUGGACCAGACAUCCUGUGCAGGUUGGUGAAAUAUCUUCAGACCGUUGGGAUGUUCGCCUCCACGUACAUGCUGGUGCUGAUGUCCAUAGACAGAUGUAUGGCAAUCUGCCAGCCUCUUCGUUCUUUACACAAGAAAAAGGACCGCUGUUACGUGAUUUGUUCUUGGGCACUAAGCUUACUUUUCAGCAUCCCACAGGUUUAUAUAUUCUCCUUACGGGAGGUGGGUUCAGGAGUUUAUGAUUGCUGGGGAGAUUUCGUACAGCCUUGGGGAGCGAAAGCCUACAUCACGUGGAUGAGUCUGACGAUAUACAUCAUACCAGUGACCAUUCUGAGUGUCUGCUAUGGACUGAUAAGUUUUAAAAUCUGGCAAAACUUUAAAAGGAAGACGAAGAGGGACCAGUGUAUCACUCUCACGCCCAAGGCAUCGAAAGGCAGUGCGCUCGCGCGGGUCAGCAGCGUCAAACUCAUCUCCAAGGCUAAAAUCACCACCGUUAAAAUGACCUUUGUUAUCGUUCUGGCUUAUAUAAUGUGCUGGACUCCGUUUUUCUCCGUACAGAUGUGGUCAGCAUGGGAUCCUGAAGCACCAAGGGAAGCAAUGCCCUUCAUCAUUUCCAUGUUGCUGGCCAGUCUGAACAGCUGCUGUAACCCCUGGAUCUACAUGUUUUUUGCUGGGCAUCUCUUUCAUGACCUGAAGCAGAACCUGCUGUGCUGCUCCGCGCUCUAUCUGAAAUCCUCUCAGUGCCGCUGCGAUCCGGAGCAAGAUUCCCGUAAGAGCAACUCCUCCACCUACGUCAUCAAAAGUGCCAGCAGCCAGCGGAGUAUCACCCAGACCUCUGUCACAUAAACCAAACGUACCUCAAAGCCAGUUUUUCACAUUUUUGAAAGCCAGACAGGAAAGCUAGAAUAUAAACCCACACAAGGCUGCAAAUGUCACCAUCAGUUUGCUUCAGCUGUGUUUUCGGUUGGGAAUUAUUCAGAAUGUCAUUUUCAUUACUCUACUUCGUUUUCUUAUCUCUGAGGACCUUGAGCAGCCGUAGUCUAUUCCUUGCCUUCGUGUAUUGUGUUUCUAGACAUUACAGAAGGAACAUCAUUCGAUUCCAGACUGUGUUUAUGGGUCUGUUUACAUUUAGUCACACAUCGUUUGAAUUGGUAUCUGAUUGUGUAUGCGCAUUCGCUUUGGCCACAUAAAUGUGUCUUGGUGCUGGGCACCAAAAUUGGCUGCACUUGAUGUGGCUCAUAAAAACAGGACGUGGCUGAAUUAGCUUUGACGAUUGUGGUACAAAAGAUAACAACCAUAAUGUGCUGCAUUCUGUUUAGGGCUCACAAAACCUCCGUACGCUGAUGUAGAUAUGUUUAGGAGGAGCAAAGUUUGCAUAUGUGGCCUGAAGAGCCAGAUGGAUUUACACUUGGCCGAGUCUCAAACCGCCAGAUCGGAUUUCUGUCGCUCUUAAGUGUGUCUUAGAGUGUCCAAGUGUAAAUAGCCCUGAUAUGAUGUAAACAUGCAAAAAACAGUCAACCUUAAAGGGAUAGUUUAUCUAAAAAUGAAACUUUCAUUAUUUACAGUACUCAUCCUCAUGUCUCCCCUUCAUGAAAAAAGCAGUGAAAAGUAAUGCAAUUUUGUGCAUUUGUGAAAAAUCAAGUUUGACAUACAUUGUAUUGAAGAUGACAACAGGUUAUAUCAUUUUAUGGGUUAUGAGGAUGAGGAGGUUAACAACACACAGAUGAAAACAAGAUGUUGAUGACACAUGAAGUGUUUCUUCUGAAACCUAAUGAGAAACAUGGCCAGUUGCUCUUUUUAAUGAACUUGUCAAAAGAGAGUACUUUGGUUUGUUUUAAGAAACCCAAGCACUUUUCAUUUUUGGCACAUACAUGGUUAUGUUGUUAUCACUGUUCUUUAUCAUUUUACAUGUAAACUUUACUGUCAUGCCCAAAGGACCACAUCUCUUUGCGAAAUGUUUCUGCAGUGCCUCAUGGUAAUCAAUCAUGGCAAACACCCGAUUUGUUUUCAAAAAGUGAAGGACUGAUUGUUUACUCCUUCGCUUUUAUGCUUGUUUGUCUUGUAAGAGAGAGUGUUUGAAAUCAAUGUUUAUUCCAGUUACAUAUUUUGCUUAA